Messenger RNA from Carya illinoinensis, 1503 nucleotides. RefSeq names its product putative UPF0481 protein At3g02645. The transcript is spliced from 2 exons. The record is from RefSeq and is a predicted model, not a curated record. Bases 1 to 1503 code for a protein of 500 amino acids. NCBI's taxonomy places the organism in Eukaryota, Viridiplantae, Streptophyta, Magnoliopsida, Fagales, Juglandaceae.
AUGGAAAAUGAGGGACAGGAAUUUGAAACCAGCAACCAACAAUCAAAUUAUGGCAGUACUUCAGAUGUAGUUUUCAACCCAACUUUUAGCAAUAUUGGUCAAGAAGAAGUAGCUGUUAAUUCUGGCAUUGGUAGAGAAGAGGAUGACAAUCCAAAUUAUGAAGAGAGACAAUUAGUUAUUCCUGAGCAUGCUAUCCAAAUCAACGAUAAUGAGAGACAAGAGCCUGUUAUCAUCAAUGGAUCAGGAUGGUCGACAUUGAAGAUUCCUGUACCUAUGUUCAAAGUCGACAAAGAGCCUUACGUCCCCAUGAUUGUCUCCAUUGGUCCCUUUCAUCAUAAUGAACCAAGUCUACGAGCUAUGCAAACUCAAAAGCAGCGGUUUCUGGAUCACCUGAUUCGAAACCGAACAUGGCAACCUAUCCUUGAAGAAAGCCUUAAAAAUGCCAUGAGAAAAUUGGAGAAAAAGACCAGAGAAUUCUAUGCAUAUGACUUUCAGGCUAUAGAACCUGAUGAUUUUGUGCAGAUGAUGGUCCUCGACGGUUGCUUCAUUGUAGAACUCCUGCGUUUCUAUGAGAAAAAAUAUGUGGGGGGGCCCUUUUUCAAAACACGUUGGACGCGGACAAAUAUCUCUCGUGAUUUACUUUUGCUUGAGAACCAACUCCCUAUGUUUGUGCUGAAGGAGAUUUUUGAACUUACUGCCUUGAUGGGCGAGGCAACUCUGAUUACGCUUGCUCUUAGGUUUUUUGAACCCUUGAGACCUGGGAAGGACAAAUUUGAUGAAGGGAUGUUGAACAAGCAUGCCAAUGGUGGGUAUAUACAUCUAUUAGCUUUGUUUCACUCUACCUUGAUUUCAGGGAAUAACAUAUACCCACAGCAGCCUGCAAAGAGUGAUCUUAGGCUUCCUGGGAAAGGUUGGGUGCAUAAUGCCAAAACACUUAGUUAUGCUGGUAUUAAGUUCAAAAAAACAUCUGGUAGCAUUCUCAACAUAAAUCUUACACACAAGACGUUAAAUAUUCCAACUAUGGUCAUCGAUGAUAGCACUAGCCCUAUGUUCAAGAACUUGAUAGCCUAUGAACAAAACAACUGCGAUGUAGCUCCAUAUUUUUGCUGUCUUGCAUUGUUCUUAGAUAGCAUAGUGGAUACGGUCCAAGAUGUCAAGAUUCUUUGUGAUGCUGGGAUUAUCGAACAUGCAAUGGGUAGAGACGAGGAGGUGGCAAAUCUUUUCAACAAACUUACUAAAGGGCUAGUGUUCAAUAUUAAUGAAGAGUAUUGCUACAUGACCAAGGAAAUCAAAAAUAUCAACCGUCAUUAUGAACACUACAAAAUCAGAGUUCGAGUUCGUCAUCUUCUCACCAAGCUGAAUUUCACUAGAUCACUCAGAUUACUCAACACAUGCUUUUCCAUCUUGAUCACAGUCUUCGUAAUUAUGAUACAGUUAAAAUCUGAUAAUUCAAAUGUCAACUCCUCAAAUACUCUGGAUUCACCUCCACCCUUGUCUUCUUGA